Messenger RNA from Bufo bufo (common toad), 2222 nucleotides. RefSeq names its product leukotriene B4 receptor 2-like. The record is from RefSeq and is a predicted model, not a curated record. Gene Ontology annotation, cellular component: plasma membrane. The transcript is spliced from 3 exons. The coding region runs from base 269 to 1351 and encodes 360 amino acids. NCBI's taxonomy places the organism in Eukaryota, Metazoa, Chordata, Amphibia, Anura, Bufonidae. Gene Ontology annotation, molecular function: complement receptor activity; leukotriene receptor activity. Gene Ontology annotation, biological process: inflammatory response; complement receptor mediated signaling pathway; positive regulation of cytosolic calcium ion concentration.
UGGAAACAUUCCUCUCCAUGCUGUCUAAGCAUGAGUUGGGCGUGACACUUAAGAAGCAUGUCUCAACUGGAGAGUGGAAGGAUGGUCCAAGACCAAGGGAGGAACUCAUGGGAAACGUACCAAGAAGGAGAUACUGGAACCCAGGGAAGCAAUGAAAUGUGACUCAGACAGCAAAAUGAACAGCUUGCUCAUGCACUAAAAUGACAGGGAAGAACGCAGGCUCUUGCUAGACUGAGUCUACUCUAACUCCAGGUGGAGCCAUUUCAAAAUGAACAUCUGUGUCAACAGUUAUGGAAAUGAUACAAUCCUGAGUUCCCAGGCUUCCCGCAUCUCUGGUGCAAUAUUUCUGGGUCUAGCAGCAUCCUUGGGUUUACCUGGGAAUGCCUUCAUUAUCUGGAGCAUCUUAUGGAAAAUGAAAGGCAGAGAAAAAUCUGUAACCUGCAUACUCAUCCUUAACUUGGCGAUAGCUGAUGGGACAGUCCUUCUUCUUACUCCGUUUUUUAUAGCAUUUUUAGCUUUACAGACCUGGAUAUUUGGCAGAGGUGUCUGUAAGGUGGCCUAUUAUCUCUGCUGCCUUAAUAUGUUUGCAAGUAUUUUCAUUAUCGCUUUAAUGAGCUUGGACCGUUUCUUAGCUGUUUUCCGACCUUAUGUGGCCCAGUCACUCCGUAAAAGGGAAGUGGUAACAAAGGUUCUCUUAGCCAUAUGGCUGCUAGCAGGGGCCUUGGCUCUUCCAGCCUUUGCUUUCAGAGAGGUCAUGGACAAUCAACAGAUUAAUGCAACUAUCUGUGAGCCAUGUCACGCCAGCCGCGGAGAGGCUAUCUUCCACUACACCUUUGAGACAAUGGUGGCUUUCUUGGUUCCCUUUCCCUUGGUAUGUUUCAGCUAUAUGUUGGUAUUAAGGAAGCUGAAAAAAUCAAGCCGGUUUGGACAAAGAUCACGAAUUGAGAAACUGAUAGCUGCAAUUUUGGUGACUUUUGCAAUACUCUGGCUUCCUUACCAUGUUGUCAAUGCAAUUCAGGUGACGGCAAAUCUGACAUCAGGAAGCACAUCUGAUAAACUGGCAAUACUUGCAAAAAAGAGCAGAGCUGGGGCUACUGCUUUAGCCUUUUUUAGUGCCUGCGUUAACCCUCUCUUGUAUGCUUUUGCAGCAUCAGACCUAUUUAGAGUAUUUGGUGUAGGCUUUGUAGCAAAGUUACUAGAAGGAACGGUGGCAGAAAUCCAAAGAAGGGUGAGAUCCCAACGAGACCUUGUAAAGGGUCUUGUAAGAGUUGGAAGUCGAGGAGAAUCAGUAGACCUUGAAGUAAAAAAUGGCGUAAAAUUAGGGCCUCUAAAUGGUGGCCUUCAGCCAUAGACACAUGCUAUAGCACUUAGGCCUUCAUGGAGAUGCGCAGUGUCUGUUUGCUACCUUAGCAUGCGCCGUAAGGCGCCAUAGCUCCAGAACAGAGUGAAGUUCAAGCAAGCUGCAUGCCUCCACAUGACAUCAGAGGCAUAAGAAGGUACAGUAAGGCCCCAUGUUCCUCUGUGGAAGCCCUAUUACAGCUCCGUACAAUAAUAAUGAAGCCAUGAUACAACCAUGUGCCCAAGAUCUUAUUAUGCCAACCCUGUAAAUACACCUUAUAAAUUAUUUUUCCACAAUCUUUUCGGUAUAUGAUGUUCUCAUAAUACAUUGUUAUGUAGUAACAACUACAAAAAUAUGCUGCAGUAAGGGUCCUUUUACAAGGACAGAUACUCUGCUAGUCAUGAGCUUUGAUCAUUGGUGAAGUCACUUGACACUCUUUACCCACAUUCACAUGUGCCAAUUAUCUUUGGUAUGAGGACAAACUAUCGGUAAUAUGAUCAUUUGUUGCCAUACAGUUUCCAUUGGCAUCUCGUGUUUACAUACAGCAAUGUGCUGCCAAGCAAAAAUUAUUUUUACUGCCGUAUAAUAGAUGUGACCACCCAACAAACCAGCAGAUGCACCUCUAUACAGAGCAAUGAUCAGGAAUGAGUGUUGUUCAUUCCCAAUCCUUGGCCACUAAAAAUUGCACUAGGUCCUUGGCAACACCAUGGUGGCCUGUAGUCAACAAAAAAAAUGAAGAUUACAAGGAUUUGUUGACAUGAACCACUUUGUUGCUGUUCUCACUAUAUGGCUACAAACUCUUUGUUCUGUUGAGUCACUGUACUUUCACACAAUUUCAUUUCAUUUAAUAGAGAAUGGUGUAAUUAGAAAAUUGCACUACUUU